AAACCUUAGCGUAUACACACACACUAGAUAGAUCAGAUUCUGCAGUUUCGGUAGGGCAUCCUGGGCUCGUUAUCUCAUGAUAUGGACUAGGGACUAAGACCCACCUUGCCACAAGUCGUCCGCUUGGGCUGCCCCAGGCGCGCACAGCGAUGAGAGGCACCUGACACGCACCGACACACCAGUAACGUCAUCACCAUGGUCGAGACGCGCGCGGCGCGCCGGCGGCCGAGCCCCAUCGACACGACGAAGAGUCCCCCGGCGAGUCCCGCCAAGGCGCCCUUCCCCGUCAUCAAGCUGCCCGCCGCCUUUACGGUGGACGCGGCCGAGCUCGGCGCCGACGUCCUCGCCUCGAAGAUGGCGGCGCUCGACGUCGUUGCGGUCGUGAAGACCGCCGCGGCCGUCCGGAAGGCGCCGCGGCGCAUGAUGAGCGUCAAGAAAGCUCCCCAGACGGUCCAAAAGAAGAAGCCGAAGCCGAAAGAAGCGCCGCCGCCGCCGUGCCUCAAGACCGUCUUCAAGGCCCUGCCCCACGCGUGCCGGUCGACGGACUCGGAGCUCCGGGCCAUCGAGCGGCGCGUCGCGACCCUGGACGUGCACGCGGCCGUGGAGACGAAGGGCGGCUGGGAGGGCCCCCCGUCGCGGAGCCUGCUAGGGCUGCCGCCGCCGGCGCUCCACAUCGAGCCGACGCCGGCGGCCGCGGCGCCGGCGCCCGCAGAGGACGCGCCGGCGCCGCCCAUCGACGACGCGGCCGUCGCGGCCGAGGCGGCGGCGGAUGCGCUCGCCGCGGCCGCCGCCGCGACCUUCGACGAGGACACCAUCUGUUCCUCCGACGCGAGCGAGGAGGGCAAAACCGCGGAGGAGCGCCUCGCGGCGCGCGACGAGGCGCGCGCCGCCAACGAGUUCGUCGACGCGGCGGCGGACGGGGAGCAGGUGAGGCCGCCGCUGCACUCGCCCGAGACGUUCCUGCACCUCCGCGAGAGCCACUCCAAGUACUAUAGGUACUACUAAGCUCGCUUGUUUGUCUA
This is a messenger RNA of Pelagomonas calceolata, 1022 nucleotides long. NCBI's taxonomy places the organism in Eukaryota, Pelagophyceae, Pelagomonadales, Pelagomonadaceae. The record is from the annotation of a GenBank genome assembly.